Messenger RNA from Selaginella moellendorffii, 1334 nucleotides. RefSeq lists its product as uncharacterized. The transcript has 4 exons. NCBI's taxonomy places the organism in Eukaryota, Viridiplantae, Streptophyta, Lycopodiopsida, Selaginellales, Selaginellaceae. The record is from RefSeq and is a predicted model, not a curated record. Gene Ontology annotation, biological process: regulation of DNA-templated transcription; circadian rhythm. The coding region runs from base 39 to 1247 and encodes 402 amino acids.
GUUCUGGGUUCAGGGUUUAGGGUUUAUAGAGCUCGCGAAUGCAGGCUGCUGGGUUGGAUCGUGGGCUGGAACCAGCACUAGUGGGCGACGACUUUGGCUUCUUCUCGGGCGAGUGUGAAGUGGCAGCGGCAUUUCACAACCCGUUUGUAGCGGCAGCAGUUGCGCACCGGGAUGCUGUUGCUGCUGCAGCUGCUCCUGGUGCUACAUUCACUACCGUCUUGGCGGCCGCCAAGAGGAUAAGGCUGGGUGAGAGGUGCAGGGGGAGCGGCCUCGAGGAGGAGGAUAGCGCGCCUGAGAAAACGGCUCGGGUCCCUGAACCGGUUCCCUCGAAUGAUGACGAUUGGGACAAGGAGCUAGCGCCGGAAGAUCUCGAAGAGUUUGUACUCUCGGCUUUGUCACCAGAGGCGCUCGACAACGGGAAGCCUGACAUCGAAAAUGGUAUUGGUGCCAAAGGCGAUGGAGGAGUUGUUUCGGCAAAGCCAGGCCUGGACAGGGGGCAGCAAAGUCACAGCCAUAGCCAAACUGGCGUCAGCAGCUCUGAGAGGAUAAAAGGGAAGGCAGCAGCAGUAGAACCCGAGCUUUCCGCAGAUGCUCUGGUUCUUCAGGAGCUGGAGACGGUUGUCUCGAAGCUCGAAAGCCGGAGCAGACUUUGCUUGAGGGACGCGUUCUACAGGCUCGCAGACAAUGCCACGCGAAGGACCGGAGUUCAAGCCGACGCAGCGGAACUCCAGCGCUUGUCGUGGCGCACAGCAUCCUUGUCCCUGAGACAGGAGCUGUCAACUAAUACGAUUGAUCGAUCCGUCGCGAGCAUGCUCUUCUGCAAGGAAUCUCCCCCUCCACCUCUCCCGCUCCCGGCUCCCUCCUCGCCGCCGCCUCUUCCUCCACUUCCUCCGCGGCCGCGUUCUUCUCCUGGUCAUCCUCCUCGUCCCAAAUCAUCAGCUUCUUCGAGCAGUAGCAUUCCAAAGAAGCAACACCAACACCAUCAAGCUCCGCUGGGCAACAACACCAACAAGAAGUUGUCGCUGGCCCCAGCUCACAAGCAUCGUUGUGCUGGAUCGACCAGCGUGCUACGAACAGCCACGACAUUGCGAGCGACGCCGGCGGCGAUCCCAGGAGCUGCCAGGAACACCAAGAGUUUGAUACUACUCCCGCCAUCAGCGGCCACCAAGCGAAGAUCGCCAAAUGCCACUACUACUUUUACUAGUACUAGUACUACUACGACGACUAACAAACGAGGCAAGCUCUGAGGGUGGCGAAGAAAAAAAUAAAACUGCAGACCGAAUUUGGGUCGCUUGACUUUGUCAAGUAAAGAUGUUUAUCGAGAAUAUUCUAAA